CACGGGUCGCAGGGAGCGCGAGUCGCCACCCGGGGAUAUCGCGGUCUCCACCCGGUCGGAGGCCGAGGUCAGGAUGGGAGAGGAGACGGAAGAGGCCUUGGAGGGCCGGCCCGAGGAAGUCGUGCGCGAGAUCGUCGUGAGUGUAAAGCCGUGCAGGGAGGACGUGCUGCGGAUCGAGGAGGAGGAGAGCAAACUCGAGGAGUAUUGGUCACUGCCCGGUGAUACGAGCGGCUUCAAGGCCGACUGGAGCUUCGUGCAGCAGUGGCGCUUGCGCGGGCCAAGUGGAGGCAACCGUGACUUGUAUGUCCCUACAUACACGAACGACAUCACAAAUGGUUCUUCAAAGAUUAAUGCCGUACACAUGAUAGCCGAGCGGGACACCGAUAGCGUCGCACCAACUCCGACGCCGACGACGCCCACCGCUCAUCAUCCCCAUCAAUCACAGCAUCAUCAUCUCAGCCUUCACGAGCUAAGAGCACUUCAGCGGAGGCCGGAAUGCACGGGCAACAGCUCCUCGGACGAGAACCGCUCAUCGGGUCACGCGAGCAUGUCGGACACCGGAGGCCACACGAGCAGCAGCUCACCGCCUCACAGACAGCACCGCACACACAGCCCACAGGCGCUCAACAGCGUCCCCGAGGACGAGCGACUCUCGGCGUCGGUGACCCAGAGAAACGGCCGGAACCGCACCGGCCAGAGCCGCAAUCGACAUCGCGCCAUCCCCGCCAAGUUGCAGGUUCCCUGGUCCGGUUCCGGUCUCGAGGACAUCAAGCUCGCCAUCCAGCAAUUGACGAUGCGCUCGCACACCUCGACCUCCACCUACUCGUCAUUGAGCGGCUCCGAGAGCUCGGAGCCCGCGGUGCGUCGGCUGAUGCGUCACUCGAGUCUCGAGACCAUCAACACCAACGUGACGAGCGCCGACGAGUUCGUCUGGGUCGACUCGCACAAUCGGCUCGUCGAGCUCCAGCAGCUCCCCUGGACUCAUCAUGACGUGCUGCGAGUACUGCAGAACGGACGGACGCGCGACCACAUGGCCCAGGUGACCAUGGAGACAGUCCCGAGACUAUCCUAUCUCCUGCAACGCGCCCUCGUCCGAGUCGGCCGUGAGAUCCAGCGGCUGGCCAAGCCACUCGGACUCUGUGGCAAGCACGAGGUCUACAGCGCCUUCAAGAUUUUACUUUGCCCGGCCCUCGCCGACUCCUGCACUAAGGCCUGCCUCAGGGCGGCGGCGAUGUUCGCGGUCUCCGGCGACCAGCUGAAGCAGUCCAAGGGUUCGCGCUCCGGCCUUCAACUGCCGGUGGGCCGCUUUCUGCGCUGGAUGUCGGACGUGAGGCUUGGUCGCAUGAUUCACGAGUACGCGGCUGUCUACCUCGCGGCCGGCAUCGAGAACCUCCUCGAGGAGAUGGUGCUGCAGUGCGUGCCGAGCGAGCCCCAGGCGAGUCUCACCGCGACGAUGCUCGAGCAUGCGAUCGCCAACAGCGGUGACCUCUGGGGACUCCUGCAACCCUACGCCCACUUGAACGCUGGCAGGCUCGCCUCGGGGGCCCUGGCGAUGCCGCGGUGGGCGAGCGUCAGCUCCCUCGGUUCCUCGGGCUCGUCGCGCAGCGGCAAGGACGCCCAGAGCCUCGAGCCUUCGCUCCUCACAACCUGCGUCGGCUCCAUGCAAGAGCUCGUCGACCUCGUCACGAAACUAGCUCAUUCCGGCAGAUGUCUACUGCCCCUCACCGCCAAGGCCCUUAACGCUCUCUUCUACUACAUGCGCUGCUCUCAGCUGGAACAUGGCGAGCGGGGCUCCGGGAUCCAGGAGCUGGCCUACGAGCGGGCAUACGUCGUGCUUCCGCCGCUGGUCGAGUGGCUGCGGGUCGCGAGUGCUCACGCCGAGCACAGACACGCCCAGUUCGUCGACCACGACGACAUCGGCCAGGCAGCGAGGCUGCUACUACCCGGUGUCGACUGCCCCGUCAGGCUUAUUUGCUCCGACGAGGUGACCAUUAGCUCGAAUAGAAUCGACGACUCGGAGUACGUUCGCCGUUUCAGCCUGGAAAUGGCCUUCAAGCUGUUAACCAGCGGUCGACCCGAGCUGAUAUCCCAGGCACUGGCGUUUUUGCCGGCGACGAAACUCAACACGGUCAACGACAGUGGCUUCACCGCGCUCAUGCUCGUGUGCAUCAACGGGAACGAAAGCGCCGUGCUGGCGCUCAUAGACGCAGGUGCCGAUCCCAAUGUCGAAAGUCCAGCUCCAGCGGCGAGUCAGUCCUCCGUAACACCGACGAGGUAUCCCUUAAUCGUCGGCUCGUCGAAUUCGAGGAGCAUCGUUUGCCAGUCCUCGACACCGAGCCCCAACAAGUGCGCGAAUCUCAGCGCCUCCUCGGGUUCGCUGAGCGGCACUUCCAAUCAGAAUAACAAUUAUCAGUCGCAAACGAGCCCAGUGGGUUUUUAUGCGGAGACUCAGCACUGGACAGCACUGACUUAUGCAGCCCUCAUAGGCCAUUGCAACAUCGCCAGGAUAUUAUUGGAGCGUGGCGCGGCCGUGGAGGGUGGCGCGAAGCUCAGCGAGGACAAGUCGACGAUAACUCCAUUACAGGCGGCCACCGCCUCUGGGAAUAACGAGAUGGUAGGGCUGCUGUUGGCUCACGGGGCCCAACCCUUUCUAUUCACCUUGGUCAAAGACACCUUCUGCUAUUCCGGCUCGGCUCAGCGCGGCUGCUACAGCGCUAUAUCCGUGGCAACGGCGCACGGGCAGCGGGGCUGCCUGCACCAGCUGCUCUCCCAUCCGCUCAAUUUCUCCGCUAGACGAGGCGAGAAGGAGGUGCUGUCGCUGGAGGAGAUACUCGCGGAGGGUAACUCGGGCACGGUGCAGCAGCACGGACUGGACGACCGGGGGAGCCAGAGGGAUGGUAACGAGCCGGUAUUCAGCAAAGUUCAAAAUAAAGCACUUCAAGAGGCCAUGUAUCACAGUGUCGAGUGCAAUCAUUUGGACAUAACGAUGGAGCUGCGAGGGCUGGCAGUUCCGUGGACGUUGCAUUGCUGGAUGCACAGCCUCUCUACAGCCCACGAGAUGCGAAUAGAUUCCGUCAUCGAUCAGCUUUUGCACGACUUCCUUCAAGUUUGCCCCGACCUUUAUUCCACGCAAUUCGUUCAAGAAUGCCUUCCCUUACUCUUCAAUAUAUUUCGAUACAGCAAGGUAUCUACGAUCGACAAUAAGGAAGGUACGACGCUAUUAUUAGCGGAUAUAUUUUGUACCUGUUUUGGCUGGGAGCCGAUAAAGCCGAUUCGAGAUACGACUCUAUCGAGUGGAUCGAGAAUAGAUCCAAAGUUCGUUAAUAAUCCAGAAUUGAGUGACGUUCAAUUCCGGGUGGAAGGCCGAGUGUUUUAUGGUCAUAAGAUCGUUCUCGUCACAUCGUCUCCGAGAUUUAGAAAUAUGUUGAGUUCCAAGCUGUGCGAAGGAAAUCCACCUAUUGUCCAAAUUAACGAUAUUCGAUACCAUAUUUUCCAGUUGGUCAUGGAAUUUUUAUAUCACGGUGGAUGCGCGACGCUAGACGUCAAUCAAAGCGACGUUCUAGAAUUGAUGGCGGCUGCAAAUUUCUUCCAGUUGGACGGCUUAUUACGUUUCUGCGAAGCACAAUGUUCCGCGAUGGUUGAUCUCGACAAUAUCGUGUCCAUGUACAUUCAUGCAAAGGUUUAUAAUGCCGUACAAUUACUCGAAUACUGUCAAGGAUUUUUGCUGCAAAAUAUGGUAGAACUUCUUACGUAUGAUGAUUCGGUAAAGAGAUUAUUAUUUGCUAAAAAACUACCAAAUCACGAUGUUCUUGCUGGUCUUCUUUUAACAUUACAAGCUAGAAUAAAAGCCAGAAGACCGCAAAGCGUAAAAUAAACUCAAGAUCUACUAUUUGAAUAGAUUUUUUUAUUGCGAUGUUUAAGUAUUUAUUAUAACAUUACUCACAAUGUUAAGUUUUCGACUGAGUUUUAUCGAUGUAAAAAGUUUUUACGUAAUUCUUUUAU
Molecule: messenger RNA, 4002 nt
Organism: Ceratosolen solmsi marchali
Lineage: Eukaryota; Metazoa; Arthropoda; Insecta; Hymenoptera; Agaonidae
Product: ankyrin repeat and BTB/POZ domain-containing protein 2
Exons: 14
Coding region: 74-3874 (1266 amino acids)
Molecular function (GO): protein heterodimerization activity
Source: RefSeq, a predicted model, not a curated record